Messenger RNA from Mucor mucedo, 1176 nucleotides. RefSeq lists its product as uncharacterized. The coding region runs from base 107 to 1117 and encodes 336 amino acids. The record is from RefSeq and is a predicted model, not a curated record. NCBI's taxonomy places the organism in Eukaryota, Fungi, Mucoromycota, Mucoromycetes, Mucorales, Mucoraceae. The transcript has a single exon.
UAAUUUAAAAAAACUUUUUUAUUUUCCCCUCCCACUUUUUUAUAUUUUAUUUUUACUCUCCCUUUUCUUUAUAUUUAUCAGUCGAUAAUAGUCAUCUGUAUUUUAAAUGGAGUCAGAUUACAACCAAGAUUUACCUCAUGAACUGCUGGAGAAACUUCGUAAUCUCGAGUUAGAAUUAGAGGAUGGCGACAUUACUUUAAAGGGGUUUGAAAAAAAGAAGGCCAGCUUAUUAGCAGCUUCUAACCCAACCACACCCACUUCUCCACAUCAAAAGACAGACGCUGAAAUACUGGAAGAGUUAGGCCCUGAACCCAGUGCUGCCGAUGUAGUGGAUUUUUUGGAUUUCCUACCUUCACCCACCCAUUCACCUGUUUUACGUAGUGCAACCUUGGAUAUUGGUAACACUUUUAUGGAAACAAGUCAUCAUCCAGUGCAACCAUCAUCACUACCACCACCACCCGUACCAUUACAGCAACAACAACAGCAACAACAACAGCAGAUGUAUGCUCACCAGCAACAGUCAUACCCAAGGCCAGUACAACCACAAUACAGGCCUUAUAACACAGGUCGUCCCAUGAUGAAUAACGGUUACUAUCCUGUAGUAGGAGGAUCACCUCUUCCUAACAAUAGACCACCUUAUCCAAUGCGUCCCAUACAACAACAGCAACAACAACAGCAGCGUCCUCCUCCUGGUUCUAAUCCAUACUAUUCAAAUGGACGUCCUCCUCCCUCUUCACAAAACUAUCGACCUAUCAAUACUAAUUAUCAACAACGACCCAUCAUUUAUAACGCCAAUCCCAACAUUCCUCCACAGCAACAACAGCAGACAUCCCCUAGACCAAUGUAUAGACCUCAACCACGACCCAAUAAUGCCAAUUACCAAAAUUACCGACCACAACCACAACAACAGCAUCAACAACAACAGCAAUACGCUCAACCUCAAUAUAUUCCAUCCUCUACAGCGAAUUCAGUUCGAAACUCGGAAUUACAAUAUGGUAAUUAUGCUUAUAAUAAUACCGUCAAUAGAUCUCCUUCUGGAAACACAGGCUCACACCCUACAGAAAGACAAUAUCAAACAAUGUCCAUGUAUUCUGCAAGAAGUGAUUCAACAGAAUAGUUGUUAAAAAAAAAAAAAUUAAAAGCAGCCCCUCUUUUCUUUUUUUUUUUUUUUUUCUU